Amoebophrya sp. A25 is the source of this 2866-nucleotide messenger RNA. Lineage: Eukaryota; Dinophyceae; Syndiniales; Amoebophryaceae. The record is from the annotation of a GenBank genome assembly.
CAAUGAACCAACUCAAUCUUGAUUAUGAUUUUUCAAAGAAGUAGACUCUACCCACGAGGACUAAGCUUUACCCUCUAGACGAACCCCAGAGCAGUUCCUAACCAACCCCUUGUACAAACAGCCCUUGUGCAAGCAAUCAGCCCCAAAGGAGAAAAAGUCUCCUUAAAUAAGGAGAAAAAGCCCCUUUGUGAAAGACCCCUGAGUUGCGAUUCCUGAAAAGAUGGUGGAUCAACAGAACAGAGGUGCGCACCCGUCAACCUCCUCCACUGGUGCUAGUAGCCCAAGCAGUGGAACAAAUGCAAUUCAAGGAGGAGCAGCUGGCUUGUCUUCUGCUGCCUUGAAUACGCGCGACUGCCCAGAACUUCUCUUAUGUGGACGCUCUCCGUGUGUAGUUGCUAACGCUCUCCAUGCAUAUGUUAGUUUUACUUGUGUAGGAGUACAUGACUUGGUUCACUACUAGCUUGCCUGUUUGUGUUUUUGUAGUACAAAAAUGUCAUGCUUCUAGAUAGAAGGAUUGACUAAAAGCUGAAGCAUCCUUUGUCCGUCGAAACAAGUAUUUUAGUAGUUGCAUACAUUAUGUACCACCCGAUCAUGCCAUCUUCUCUAAUAUUUGGAAAAACGAAGAGCAUAAAUGCUCAAUCAGCUGCAGAAGCUCUUGAAGGCGAAGAAGACGAUGGCGCUUUUGAGUGCGGAUACACGAUGAACGAGCUCCUGGAAAUGUUUCCAUUUUGCACCAGAGACUACACUAUGAUAGACGUAAUAUUUUUGAAGAGAAUUGGAAUCAAUCGUAUAAUUUCAAAUGGCUUCUCAAAAACAUACGAGGAAUAAAUCACUAUAUAUAUAACUUGUUUCCUUGGUGGUCUCGUAACUCACUAAAUAGGGAUGGUGUCUGUCUAAUAUGUUCGAGAAUGUGAUGGCCCAGUAUCCAGGUGAGGACGCCAUGUUGCAAUUGGCUGACCAUCACAAAGCCCUUCAAAACGCAGCGCAACAGGGUGAAGAAGUUAUGUCCUGGAUUCUGUCUCAGUCUGUGUUUGCUUCGAGUUGACUACAAACGGGAUAGAUGUGAUUCGAGAAUUGAAAAGUUAAUAAAGACUCCCCCUCGAUGUUAUUCUCAGUUUUUCAUCCUCGUCUUUGCUUUGUAGCAGAAUGAUGGAUAUAAUCUGAUAAAACUACAAAAGUUCCUUGCGUUCAUAUUCCCGCAGAAGACGCGAAGCCAAGCCCAAAGAAAACCAUUCUCUCUCGAAAAAGAGGAACGUAAGUUUCCCAAACUUAGCCUAGAAAAGGAAUGGGAAAUGGUCGAUGAACUAGAAGAAUGGGAGAAAGUGGAUGCGGAGGAAAAGAAAAAAACCUGGGCUGAGAAAAUUACGCUCUCGUUUGAUACUGAUUGACUUUUCAGCCUCCUACAAUGAGCUCGUGUUCAAUGGAAGAUAGUUAUACAAAUAGAGCUCAGAAGAGAUGACUUUGGAGCAAUCAAUUUUUUUACUGUCUGGAAAUAAGAAGAUGUUUGAUGGUUCUGAAUGAUUUACCUGCUCUAAUGCACUGAAGGAGUCAGCGGAUAAGAAGCCGUAGCGCACAAUCGAGUGGAGACACCCUGCUCGUGCAAAAGUUGUAACUAUUUUUUUCGAACCAGGGCUGAAGACGGAAAAAGAGUAAGAGUUUUGAAAAUCUAACCUAUCUAAUCUACCAUCUUCAUAGCUAUAUUAUAAGUGUGUACUCAAUAUCUAAACUCGCGUCAACGUCUCAUCAUCUAAACUCGCAUCAAUUUCCUAUCUAAACUCGCACAACGAUAAUUCAUCAAAUUGAAAUUCAGAUGAAAACACGACUUGUAAGAAAGUGACUUUUCUGGGUUGUUCCCUGUGUCUGGUCGCUGCUGUACUACUGUGAUUGUAGUUGUCACUGUACUAGUGUAGAAAUUUUUCAUUGAUUUUAACUGUCUUUAGCACAUCGCGUUUUUCGCAUCCAAAUCCAUAUCGCAUACAUCAAAACUGUACAACACAAGAAGUCCCUGCUCACUGCACUGAAACACCAUGAUCUGUUGUAACUCCUGUAAAAAUUCUACAAAUUAACUACAACAUGAUCUAUGCUUGCUGCAUCUAUGCGUAUGCUGGUUCCAAGCAUCAACCAGGAAGAAGUGUAGCAUGGCCACUUCCAACCUUUAACAACGCAAAAAAUCUUGUUUUCCGGGAACCAUGCAUAAAUUGUAAAAAGGCUGGAAAAUAAGGUCUAGAUAGCGGAAAACUGAGCAGAAGAGGAAGACACAAAAUCAAUCUAGAGCGAAGCAUAGUUGGACUCGUCCCCUGUCUUCAUAUUGACCUAUCCCCUGAGUAACAACACGACUAUGAAGAUUAUACCUUUUUUACUACAUCAUCAUCAUGCUGCUGCAGCAGCAGCUGCAGUUCGUUGAAGAUCUUCCUCGUCCAUGCAUUCAUUGUUUGCCUGAUGCCAGAAGGAAGGACUGAGGAUGAAAUAAGGGAAAAGACAGGAAUACAUCGACAUUUUCUAACACAGAAGCAUAAAUCUUGAAUUUAUGUAUUUGUAGAAUUUUGAUUUACUUUUGAAUUCAUAUUUCUUUGGCAAUAUUUCUAUCUGGCCCGACCUCGGGGCGACGGAAGUGCCACCCGUAUUCCUCGACGACGAAGCGUGCUGGCUGUCUAAGCGUUGUGUCAACUUUAAACUAUCUACUCAAGAUGACAUACGUCUAGCGCAAAUGACUUUCGCCCGUCACCGAACCUAUUCUGUACAGCUACUUACAACAUUUUGAUCGGUUGGAUGCAUGAUCUCAUGCGCAAUCGAAUUUUCUCAUGCUGGAACUAUAAUCAUGUGGUUAAAAAAUGUGUUGCUACUCAUCGGUUACUAUCAUGUAUUC